Messenger RNA from Oncorhynchus nerka (sockeye salmon), 940 nucleotides. RefSeq names its product ras-related C3 botulinum toxin substrate 2. Gene Ontology annotation, cellular component: cytoplasmic vesicle; cell projection; cytoskeleton. The record is from RefSeq and is a predicted model, not a curated record. Gene Ontology annotation, molecular function: GTPase activity; protein kinase binding; GTP binding. Bases 86 to 664 code for a protein of 192 amino acids. Gene Ontology annotation, biological process: engulfment of apoptotic cell; motor neuron axon guidance; cortical cytoskeleton organization. NCBI's taxonomy places the organism in Eukaryota, Metazoa, Chordata, Actinopteri, Salmoniformes, Salmonidae. The transcript is spliced from 6 exons.
GUAUUUCCUGCACUGCACCUGAUUCUACAUCAUUGUCUUGCCUACUAAGUGUAAACUCACAAGUUGUUAAAUCAGCCCCUGGAAAAUGCAAGCCAUCAAGUGUGUGGUGGUUGGAGAUGGUGCUGUGGGAAAGACAUGCCUGCUCAUCAGCUACACAACCAACGCCUUCCCUGGAGAGUACAUCCCCACAGUGUUUGAUAACUACUCAGCCAAUGUGAUGGUGGACAGUAAGCCAGUGAACCUGGGACUGUGGGAUACAGCAGGACAGGAGGACUAUGACAGACUCAGACCUCUGUCCUAUCCUCAGACGGAUGUGUUCCUCAUCUGUUUCUCUCUGGUGAGCCCAGCAUCGUUUGAGAACGUCAGAGCCAAGUGGUACCCUGAGGUACGACACCACUGCCCCUCCACACCCAUCAUCCUCGUGGGCACCAAGCUGGAUCUGAGGGACGAGAAGGAAACCAUUGAGAAGCUGAAGGAGAAGAAGCUAGCACCCAUCACCUACCCACAAGGCUUAGCACUAGCCAAAGAGAUAGACUCUGUGAAGUACCUGGAAUGCUCUGCCCUGACCCAGCGGGGGCUGAAGACGGUCUUUGACGAGGCCAUCCGAGCGGUGCUGUGCCCCCAGCCCACCAAGGUGAAGAAACGACCCUGUCUACUCAUCUGAUCUUAGACCUGUGGAUAGACCAAGAGAGAAGGGCUCAGGAAUCACACAACAGCAAAUGUUGAUUUUAGUUAAAUACAAAGUUUGGCAGUUUUACAAAGUGGUCUAAUGUUCAGAUGAGUCAACAUAUGUAGUGUUGAGUCUUGCCAUCUGUAGUGUAUAUCCAGCUAUAAUUACAGUAUAUAGUGUAUGCCUCAAUCCCAAAUGAAUGGAAGAUAGUUGGACCGUCGGAUUGUAUCAUUACAGAUGGUGCCUACCUUUCCCACUGGUUGGGGAUUG